GCAUCGUUAUCGCUUGCAAUGUCCAAGUGAUCCUUGGCUUCUGCGUGAUCGCUCGGCCGUUCCUUGUGCCCUCGCUUGCAGUCGCACGCUCGCAAGUCUGGCUUGUGGCUUUCUGGACUCUCGGCCUCGCCGCACGCCUGCUCGUCGUCGCGUGCCUGCGCAUCUACAUCCGUCUGCACGUCAGGUCGUGGACGGCAAUGCUGCUCCUCGUCGGAGAGUGCGCCGCAUUCCUCGAUCUGACGCUGCUGUCGCGCCAGCUGGGCUUGGCUGCAAGGUGCUGGUGCAUUCUUGGCAUUGCCUCGUGCCACAUCCUAGCCGCAAACGCCCCGAGCGUCCAGUCGCGCACGAUCGAUGCAGAGAAGAGUGCCGACGAGGCCACAGCCGACCCGUCGUCGGGUGGCGGGCGCUACGCUUUGCCCUGCGCUCUUGCAUCCGCGUGCAUCAUCCUCGCUCGCUGGCAAGUCGGCUGGAGCUUUGCACCGGGCUGGAACUUGCUCUGGUCGAAUUUGACCGCACUCGGCCUCGUUCUGAGCCUGAUCGAGCACAAGCGUCGCAUGCGUCGCACGGGUCGCCGUUCGGAGAGCGACUCGAGCUCGAGCCAAUCCAGCUGCACUGCGGAUGACGCUUCGUCCCUCUACGGCUCGGCGCCGUCUGUGAUCGCGUCGGACUUUGCGAGCGCCCUGCCCGCGCCGAUUCCAGGCGAAGGAGGCCCCACGUCACCUACGACGGCGACCAACAGCGGGAGCGGCGCAACGGAGAACUCGGCUGCAGGACUGUCAGCUUUCCGCGGCAGCAGCGAGCGCAGCGACUUGCACCGCCCAGAUGGUCCAAGCCUCGCGCCCUCGUUGGGCAGCAUGGCAGAGGAUCACGCCACGCACACGUCGUCGAGGACAGUUCCGCGCCGUCUGGCGGUGCCGCCGGGCGCUCUCCGCUGGAAGGUCGACACGUCGCCGAUGACGCUGCCCGCCAAGCCGAGCAGCGACUGCAUAGAUGAGGGGCAGCACCUGCUGCCUUCGAGCUCCGAAGCCCUCAGCUCGACUGGCGAGAGCCGCGCGGCCACGUCGGAGUCCUCCUUCUACUGCCGCGGCGAGAGCGAGCCCGAGACUCAAGCACACGAGCAAGUGCCUCGCAGUGCGCCCAUCACCGAGCAGAUUGCCAGCUCUGCCGAGCGCAGCGACGACGAUGCCUUGGCCGCAGUGCCGCGUCCCGUCGACGACCUCGCCACAGCAUCAGAGGCGCUCUCUUCGGGUCUCGAUCUGCCGGAGCGUGCGAUGUCUGCGCCGCCUGCAUCUUCGGCCGGCAGCUCGACGUUCUCCAGCAUGCUGAACAGCGGGCUCGACAAUGACGCAGAUCUCCACGAGCAUCUCUCGCGCCUCGCCAAGGGCGCGGCGCAGAUCUCCGUCGUCCCGGGCGAGCGCAGCCUGCGCAACUCGGAGUUCCAGGCCGGCAUCGAUGCGCGCGAGGUUUCGUUUGACGAGCACGGCGAGGACGGCUCGUCGUUCGGCCUGCCUCAGCACGGCAGCUCGACGGACGGCUCGGCGACCGCGCCGUCGGCCAUGCAUCGUGCCGAGCGCUGGGUGGUGCGCAUCGGCGCCGACGACGAGGGCGGCAGCACCGCCGCCAAGCUCGCGGCCAUCGCCUUUGCGCGUGCCCGCUCGGGCACGCCGGCGAACCCGCUCGUCGACAUGCGAGUGUCGCCGGCGCAGGCGUGCCCGACGAGCGAGCGCACCUCGGCGUAGCGCAGCUCCUCACAGCGCUUGCUCAAAAGCCGCCUGUGCACAUGUCAGGCC
Tilletiopsis washingtonensis is the source of this 1790-nucleotide messenger RNA. RefSeq lists its product as hypothetical. Lineage: Eukaryota; Fungi; Basidiomycota; Exobasidiomycetes; Entylomatales. The record is from RefSeq and is a predicted model, not a curated record. The transcript has 7 exons. Bases 198 to 1739 code for a protein of 513 amino acids.